AUGCUUGGCUCCAGGUGGCUGAAUGCUCGCCAAAGAAGCGCGGAAAGAGCGUGCCUACUCUCGUCCUCAGCUGUUCGCUGCGCCCGCUUACUCUCUACCCAGGAGGCUGGCGGCAAGCUGAAAAUGUCGUCCGCCUCUGGGAGACGGAGCGCGCCCAGCAUUGGAAAUUAUUUUUCGCUUGAUGACAUAUUGACUACUAAUGAGCGGAUUCCUUGCAAGAUAGAACUUCUUAUACCGAAGCUCGGAUCACUAGACUCCUCAUCGAAAGAAGAAGACCUAAAGCCGGGGACAAAACUUGAUCUACCAUACUGGCUGGCUGCACCCCUACUUAGUCGUCGCAUUGUUUCUGCUGAAGUACCAAAAGUGUACCGGGAGACAUACAGAGAAAUCCUGAGUGCUGAUGCCGUUGCUGUGGAUCUCUACAGACUUCAGCCACAGUACUACAAAUUUGGGCUGCUUAUGCAAAGGCUUCAUCUGUCUGAUGUGGAAUAUGUGAACAACAGCCUUAUUGAGGCGUUCAAGAACCGAUUCCGGUACAUCAUGGACUGCUCCCAAGGCAGCCUCAAGGAGGACGCGCUGGACGUGACCGCGCGAUUGGACCUGUCCGAGCGUGUGCUGUUCUCGUUGGGUCGCGAGGCGCUGGAAGAUCUUCAGCGCUGGCUGCGACGCGAGUCGCACCGCAUCGCCACGGCUACCAUGGUGACCAACCACCGCAAGCGCAAGAGGGCCGCCUUGACAGAGUCCAGCUGAGCGACGCUGGGUGCUAGUUGUGCCAUCUGAUGCCAGCGGUGGCUACACGUCGUGCAGGAACGGACGCCUUCGGUGCCAUUUCGCGGCUUCGUUGAAUUGUUUCUGCGCAGCUCCCGAAACGGGAGAGCAUUAAUGUGUGUGUGUGUGUGUGUGUGUGUAUUGCACAGCGCUAUAGCGCCACUGCAAUUGAAACUUUGGGGCUAAAAUGUCGUGGAUUACCGUUUUUACGAACUAUUGCGCUACCAUUUUCAUUGUCCAGAAAACUUUUGUAAAAAGUGACGCGACGUAAACUUGACUUUUGUCAAAGCAUCGCUAGCCAGCCGUAAUCUUCGCUUUUUGCAAAAACAAAUUGCCUUUUUAUACAUCCA
This is a messenger RNA of Dermacentor andersoni, 1118 nucleotides long. It is a transcript of the gene Psf3, whose product is annotated as DNA replication complex GINS protein Psf3. The record is from RefSeq and is a predicted model, not a curated record. NCBI's taxonomy places the organism in Eukaryota, Metazoa, Arthropoda, Arachnida, Ixodida, Ixodidae. Gene Ontology annotation, biological process: mitotic DNA replication initiation. Gene Ontology annotation, cellular component: GINS complex.